This is a messenger RNA of Pyrus x bretschneideri (Chinese white pear), 975 nucleotides long. RefSeq lists its product as uncharacterized. Lineage: Eukaryota; Viridiplantae; Streptophyta; Magnoliopsida; Rosales; Rosaceae. The record is from RefSeq and is a predicted model, not a curated record. The transcript has 3 exons. Bases 315 to 569 code for a protein of 84 amino acids.
AACAAACGACAACGCGUUUUGGUCAAUGAAUAAAAUCAAAUCCCUUGUCUUCCCCAAUGCGAAAAAGUCUGUUAUUGCGUUUUUGUUUUAGGGUUUUGCGUUUUCAUCUCGUUGUCCUACAUCUUUUCCGAAUCGCGAUCUUGUUUGGUUCCCGAGAAAAUCAGUGAAGUACGUUUCUAAUCUACAGGGUAAACAGUGAGAAAUUGCGGGUUUUGAAUUGAAAUUUCAAUUUUGUGUCCGCCCAAUACCCUAGAUUUGCUUUCCAAAGAAUAUCAAUUUCGAGGGUUUUCUUGAAAAUUGAUCCAUCAAAGGGCAUGAGUACGCUUGAUGUGACCAUGGAAGAUGGCGGCGGUGCCCAACCGAAAUCUCGAUGGAAGCAAAUGGGGCAUGGGGAGAAGGAGGCGUCCGUGCACGAAGAAAUGAAGAGAAUGCAGAAGUUGCCUGCAAACAGCACUUACGUCACUCACCGCUUGCGGGUUCUCAACAAAAUUCUCCAGCUUUUGUCCAUUCAGAGAACCGCAUCACAAGAACAGGAGUUGGAGUUGCUUUUCGCCGGGCUGUCUAUGUGAACUCAAUCUUUCAUGAAUCUCAAAUCAUGAAUAUAUUAUAUCUGUGUUUAUAAGAAGACAUGAGUUCAGGUCCUUUCCGUCACACACUGAAGAUUGUACGUUUUUGGCACGCUAAUACUCUUGACAUGGUGGCAGUGUAUGAUAGUGAUACUGGAGAUUAUAUCAUCAGGUUGGCAUUUCCAUUUCCCAUUCUUUUGGAGUUAAUUACUUGGAGAAAUCUUUGGUUUCAUGUGGAUGCAAUUCUCGGAGAGCAGAAUCGGCGCGAUGAACUUUGGACAUCGUUUCUUGACGUCCCCGAUUUUUGUAACAUCAUCGUCAUUUUUUCUGUGAUUCUCGUAAUAUUCAUCUUGUUACUUUAUCCAUUGAGACUAUUCAUCAAGGAGGUGAUGAGAAAGAAUUUAAAUUC